AUGUCGGACGAGCGGAAGAAUGACAAGUCGAAGAAGAAAGAAUCGAUUCUUGAGCUGAACAAAUAUCUGGACAAGGCGAUCCGGGUCAAAUUUCAAGGAGGACGAGAAGCCAGUGGCAUUUUGAAAGGUUUUGAUCAGCUUCUCAAUUUGGUGAUUGAUUCGACUACUGAGCAGCUUCGAGAUUUAGACGAUCCCUAUCGACCAUCGACAGAGUCAAGAAAUUUAGGACUUGUUGUUUGCCGUGGAACAUCUGUUGUGCUGAUUUCUCCCCAAGAUGGAAUGGAAGAAAUCCCCAACCCGUUUAUUCCCCAAUGA
This is a messenger RNA of Oikopleura dioica, 315 nucleotides long. NCBI's taxonomy places the organism in Eukaryota, Metazoa, Chordata, Appendicularia, Copelata, Oikopleuridae. The record is from the annotation of a GenBank genome assembly.